Danio rerio (zebrafish) is the source of this 13501-nucleotide messenger RNA. The record is from RefSeq and is a predicted model, not a curated record. NCBI's taxonomy places the organism in Eukaryota, Metazoa, Chordata, Actinopteri, Cypriniformes, Danionidae.
CCCUCACUUAGACACUUCCAGCUGGUGGCGAAGGAAACGCGCGUAAGAUCCUCCAUCCCAGCUGCCCUCCACCCUUCUCUCCGCUCUCCGUCCCGGCUCACUGCACGCUGGGGAUGGGUUCAGGUAGGACCUGGAGAAAGAAAAAAGCACCACGGGGAAAGCACCGUCUCCUCCAAACGCUCAUCUCUUCUUUCUCACACAAACGCAGUUCCCCAGCUUUAGCUCCUCGCUGGAACACAUAGAGGGAGAUUUUUUUUUUUCUUUUUUCUUCUGUGCGUGCACUCUUCAGUCUUUCUUCACUUUCUGAAAGGAUACCUCACUUGGGCUUUUUUGCAUCAUGGCACACGCAGCAUCCCAGCUGAAGAAAAAAGCCGAUCUGGAACUUACAGCCGCCGAGGAAGAGAAGAAGAAAAAAAGCAGAAAGAGAACCAGGGAUCCUAAGAAAAAGACUGACAGUAAUGCCAGUUACCUCAGAGCGGCCCGGGCUGGAAACAUUGAGAAAGCCCUCGAUUAUAUAAAGACUGGUGUGGACAUCAACAUCUGCAAUCAGAAUGGGUUGAACGCUCUUCAUCUGGCUUCCAAAGAAGGCCACGUGGAGGUUGUGACGGAGCUUAUUAAACUUGGUGCCACGGUGGACGCCGCAACAAAGAAAGGAAACACUGCUUUGCACAUAGCAUCACUCGCCGGACAGGCGGACGUCGUCAAGGAACUUGUGAAUAAUGGAGCCAAUAUCAACGCACAGUCUCAGAAUGGCUUUACGCCACUCUACAUGGCUGCCCAGGAAAACCACCUGGACGUCGUCAAAUUCCUACUGGAUAAUGGAUCCAGUCAGAGCAUCGCCACGGAGGAUGGUUUUACUCCGCUGGCCGUAGCUCUCCAGCAGGGUCAUGAUCAGGUGGUGUCUCUGCUCCUGGAGAACGACACCAAGGGGAAGGUGCGAUUACCUGCCCUGCACAUCGCUGCCCGUAAGGAUGACACAAAAGCAGCGGCGCUACUCCUGCAGAACGACCACAACGCAGAUAUUGAAUCCAAGAUGAUGGUGAAUAGAACGACAGAGAGCGGCUUCACCCCUCUCCAUAUAGCGGCUCAUUACGGGAACAUCAACGUUGCGACCCUGCUGCUGAACCGCGGGGCUGCCGUUGACUUCAAGGCGAGGAAUGACAUCACGCCUCUCCAUGUGGCAUCGAAAAGAGGAAACGCCAACAUGGUCAGGCUUCUGCUGGAGAGAGGAGCCCGAAUCGACGCCAGAACCAAGGAUGGCCUAACACCUUUACACUGUGGAGCGAGGAGCGGUCAUGAGCAAGUGGUUGAGAUGUUGCUAGAUCGCGGAGCACCCAUCCUUUCAAAAACAAAGAAUGGCUUGUCGCCGCUGCACAUGGCCACGCAGGGAGAUCAUCUGAACUGCGUCCAGCUCUUGAUUCAUCAUGAGGUGCCUGUGGACGACGUCACCAACGAUUACCUGACAGCCUUGCACGUCGCUGCACAUUGCGGACACUACAAAGUCGCCAAGGUCCUAGUGGACAAGAGGGCCAAUCCGAAUGCCAAAGCACUGAAUGGUUUUACACCACUUCACAUCGCUUGCAAGAAGAACAGGAUUAAAGUGAUGGAGCUGCUGCUGAAACACGGAGCGUCCAUUCAGGCUGUGACUGAGUCUGGACUCACGCCGAUUCAUGUGGCUGCUUUUAUGGGCCAUGAAAACAUUGUGACUCAGUUAACAAAUCACGGAGCGUCUCCUAACACAAUGAAUGUGAGGGGAGAGACGGCGCUCCAUAUGGCUGCCAGGGCAGGACAGGCAAACGUGGUGAAAUUCCUGGUGGCGAAUGGAGCAGAUGUGGACGCAAAAGCCAAGGACGAUCAGACCCCGUUGCAUAUAUCCAGUCGUCUGGGAAAACCAGACAUUGUCCAGCAACUGCUGCAGCAUGGGGCUUUACCCGACUCCACCACCACGUCUGGAUACACGCCACUGCACCUGGCUGCACGGGACGGCCACAAAGACGUGGCAUCCAUCCUGCUGGACAACGGAGCCUCUCUUGGCAUUACUACCAAGAAGGGAUUCACUCCACUGCAUGUUGCAGCCAAAUACGGGAAGAUGGAAGUUGCUAACUUACUGCUACAGAAGCGAGCACCGCCUGACGCAGCUGGAAAGAGUGGACUAACACCACUGCAUGUUGCUGCACACUAUGAUAACCAGAAAGUGGCUCUUCUUCUGUUGGACCAAGGAGCGUCUCCACAUGCAGCAGCAAAGAAUGGCUAUACUCCACUGCACAUCGCUGCCAAGAAGAACCAGAUGGAGAUCGCCACCACGCUGCUAGAGUACGGAGCCGAUACCAACGCCGCCACACGGCAGGGCAUCAGUCCUCUGCAUCUGGCAGCACAGGAGGGCAAUGUGGACAUGGUGACACUGCUGCUCGCCCGCGAAGCUGCCGUCAGUCUGGGAAACAAGAGUGGACUGACCCCUAUUCACCUGGCGGCUCAAGAGGACAGGGUCAAUGUAUCUGAAGUGCUGGUUAAUCAUGGAGCCACUGUGGACCCCGAGACUAAGAUGGGAUAUACACCGCUGCAUGUGGCCUGUCACUAUGGCAAUGUGAAGAUGGUGCAUUUUCUCCUGAAGAACCAGGCGAAAGUCAACGCCAAAACUAAGAAUGGAUACACACCUCUCCAUCAGGCUGCUCAGCAGGGUCACACACACAUCAUUAACCUGCUGCUGCAGCACGGAGCUUCCCCUAAUGAGCUGACAGUGAAUGGAAACACUGCCUUAGCUAUUGCCAGGCGCCUGGGUUACAUCUCUGUGGUCGACACGCUCAAAGCAGUGACAGAGGAGACGCACACUACUGUGACAGUGACUGAGAAACAUAAAAUGAAUGUUCCGGAAACAAUGAACGAGGUCUUGGACAUGUCUGAUGACGAAGUUCGUAGAGCCAAUGUGCCUGAAAUGCUCAUUGAGGACUAUAUUUCAGAUGUUGAAGAAGGUGAGGAUGCGAUGACCGGAGACACAGACAAAUAUCUGGGGCCGCAGGAUCUGCGUGAGCUCGGAGACGACUCUCUGCCUCAGGAAGGAUAUGUUGGAUUUAGUGUUGGAGCCCGAACGGCCAGUCCUAAAAUCAGCCUGCGCUCCUUCAGUUCGGAUAGGUCCAACACUCUCAACCGGAGCUCCUUCGCCCGCGACAGCAUGAUGAUCGAAGAGAUCCUGGCGCCCACCAAGGACACGGGGGUCUGUAGAGACAUGCCCACCCUUGUUGACUCUCAUUAUAAGCACCUGGCCUUAGCGAAAGAUUACAACACGGACUCAAUGAGACGUUACAGCUGGACGCCAGAUACUAUGGACAAUGUGAACCUGGUCUCCAGUCCUGUCCAUUCAGGCUUUUCUCGCUCCCCCCUUCAGUACGACAACAGGUUUUUGGUGAGCUUCAUGGUGGACGCACGUGGCGGGUCGAUGCGAGGAAGUCGCCACAAUGGCAUGCGGAUCAUCAUCCCGCCUCGCAAAUGCACUGCGCCAACACGUAUCACAUGCCGUCUGGUCAAGAGGCACAAGCUGGCGUCGCUGCCACCCAUGGUGGAGGGAGAGGGCCUGGCGAGCAGGCUGGUGGAGGUGGGCCCAGCAGGGGCUCAGUUUCUGGGCCCCGUGAUUGUGGAGAUCCCUCAUUUUGGGUCCAUGAGAGGGAAAGAGCGAGAACUCAUUAUGCUCAGGAGCGAAAACGGUGAGACCUGGAAGGAGCAUCAUUACGACUGCAAAACUGAAGACCUCAAUGAGCUACUCAAUGGCAUGGAUGAAGAGCUGGACAGCUCAGGUGAUUUGGAGAAGAAGCGCAUCUGCCGGAUCAUCACUAAGGACUUCCCACAAUACUUUGCGGUUGUAUCACGGAUCAAACAGGAGAGUAAUCAGAUGGGUCCUGAUGGAGGCGUCCUGUCCAGCAUGACAGUACCUAUGGUACAGGCCUCGUUUCCUGAGGGUGCUCUCACCAAGAAGAUCAGGGUUGGACUGCAGGCCCAACCUGUUCCAGAUGAAGCUGUGAAGAAGAUUAUUGGUAAUCGUGCCACCUUCAGCCCAAUAGUGACCGUGGAGCCACGCAGGAGGAAGUUCCAUAAGCCCAUCACCAUGAUCAUACCUGUGCCUCCAGUCUCUGGAGAGGGGGUGGUGAAUGGAUACCAAGGAGACACCACACUAAGCCUGCGUUUACUCUGCAGUAUAACCGGUGGCACAUCACCAGCUCAAUGGGAGGACAUCACCGGCACUACACCUCUCACCUUCAUGAACGACUGCGUGUCCUUCACCACAAACGUGUCUGCCAGGUUUUGGCUCGCUGACUGCCAUCAGACCCCAGAGACUGUACCUUUGGCCACCCAGCUCUACAGAGAGCUUAUCUGUGUGCCCUACAUGGCCAAGUUUGUAGUGUUUGCCAAAAUGAAUGACCCCGUGGAGUCCAACCUGCGCUGCUUCUGCAUGACGGAUGAUAAAGUGGACAAAACUCUGGAACAACAGGAAAACUUUGAGGAGGUGGCCAGAAGCAAAGACAUAGAGGUCCUGGAAGGGAAGCCCAUCUACGUGGACUGCUACGGCAAUUUGGCCCCUCUGAUCAAAGCUGGACAGCAGCUGGUUUUUAACUUCUAUGCUUUCAAAGAAAACAGACUCCCAUUCUGUGUGAAGGUCAGAGACAACAGCCAAGAGCCAUGCGGCCGCCUGUCCUUCCUCAGAGAGAUCAAAACCUCCAAGGGUCUCGCACAAACUGCUAUCUGUAAUUUAAACAUCACACUGCCAGGAUUCAAGAAGGAUGUGGAUUCAGAUCCCGAGGAAGAGACUGAAAAGCCAGAACGACGUCAUACCUUUGCAUCUCUAGCCUUACGUAAGCGCUACAGCUAUCUGACCGAGCCUGGAACGAAAACAGUUGAACGAAGUACAACAAGAACACUGCCUGCUGGUUACACUCACAAGCCUGUCUUUUCAACAAGAUCUUACCAGGCAUGGUCGACUGCUCCUAUUACCGUCCCUGGGCAAACAAAAUGUGGACUGGGUUCCCUCUCCAGUUCACCUUCCAACACGCCAUCUGCUUCGCCACUAAAGUCUGUAUGGUCCAUUUCCUCUGCCUCUCCAGUCAAGUCCACCCUAGGAACAUCAAAUGCUUCUCCUGCAAAAUCAAUUAGCGACGUUGCAUCACCCAUUAGAACAUACAGAUCAAUGUCAUCACCCAUAAAGACUGUGGUUCAACAACCCCAAAAUCAAGUUCCAAUAUCUUCCAGUCUCCUAUCUUCGCCAGGUAAAACUGGCACAGAUCCUGUGUCUAUUAAGGGGCUUGCUGCCUCAUUGUCCUCAAGAGCUAACCUGAUUUCGUCACCGGGAUCCAUGCUAGACAGAACUUUCACAACAGUGACCCAAUCUGACUCUAUAAAGUCAACCACGAAUACCUACACAUCAUUCAAAUCCACCCUGGCUCCCACAAGUAUAGCAGUGUCCUCUCCCAUUCGAAAUAUAUCAAGCCUAUCCUCUAUUAAAUCCACCACAGAUGCAGCCAGGGGGACAUUUUUGUCAUCACUUUCUUCAUCAGCUAAGCCUACAACAGCCAGUACUGAAACAGUCAUGUUAAAUGGAUCCGUUUCACCAUUAAAAUAUCCCAUAUCCUCCUCUUCAUCUUCCCGUCUGUUUUCAGGAGGGGCUUAUAGCUUACAAGAACGGAUACAGGCCACAACACAAGCAGCGACAGCCAGUGUUGGUGCAGCCUUCAGUGAGGCUGAAAGAACAGUUACUGGUGGCUCGAAGUCAAACUACAGUACACUAAAAUCUGUAUCGUCACCUUUAAGAUCACACUUAACAAGUUCUGUUUAUGAGUCCCUUCGAUCACCAGUCACCACUACCACGCCAAUGACAUCUGUUUCCAUGUCUGUUCCAGUAUUUUCUGUGGUCAGUGUGCUUCCUGAAACACAGGGGAGGAAACUUCCAGAAAAAAUAACAAUCACACCUCAGACACACAACCAAACACAGUCCUCUACAACACGAAAGAAACCUGCAAAGCCCUCACUUUUCAUUUCUCCAACAGUCCUCAAAGCAGCAGCCACACCCACAUUGACUUCCAAUCAAGAGAUUCUUAAGGAUGUAGCAGAUAUGAAGGAAGAUCUGAUGAGAAUGACAGCAAUCUUACAAACUGACUCUUCAACUUCACCCAAAAGUUUCCAUUCAAAGGUUUCUAAAGAACCCAAGAUAGAAGAUGAAGAAACUUUCAGUUUGGUCGAGAAAGUUAAAGAGGACCUUGUCAAAGUUAGUGAAAUUCUUAAGAAAGAUGUUCUGAGUGAGGCCAAAAACUCUCGAAAAGAGAGGGCAUCAGAAGAUGAAUGGGAAGAGUUCUCUAAAGAUGAAAUUGAGGAGGCACGACACAGUGCCCUGCGAUCCCUGCCAACAUUCGAAUCAACACUUCCAGUUGGGCCACAGUCAGUGCCAGACAAAGAUCUCAAUUUAGCCAAAGUGGUUGAUUACUUAAUGAAUGAUCUUGGUGCUAGUUCCCUUUCAAAAAUAGCUGAUGUAAAGAGCAGAUAUGAUGAAAUAAAGAAAGAAGGUGAGGAAAAACAGAAGCGCACCAUGAAGCCUGAGCACAAGCUCAAAAUGCCACCCACCGGUAUGAGGACCUCACCUUCAGAGAAAGACUUAAGUAAAUUAACUCAAGAAACAUAUAGUGGCACUGACGCUAUCUUGGAAUCUCCUGAUGACUUUUCCCAUGAGCAAGAUAAAAGUCCUCUCUCAGAUAGUGGUUUUGAAACCAGAAGUGAAAAGACCCCAUCGGCUCCUCAAAGUGCAGAGAGCACAGGGCCCAAACCCCCAUUCACAGAUGUGCCUAUUCCCCCUGUCAUAACAGAAACCAGAACUGAGGUUGUUCAUGUCAUCAGGAGCUAUGAACAACCUGAUGAGGUCUGUGAACCAUUAAUGGAUGAGGCAGCAGCUUUGAAGCCUCCAGUUGAACCUGAGUCAGCCGUUAGCUCAAUCAAUGAUAAGGUAAAAGCCUUGCAGAUGAAAGUCAGCUCUGACGAGUUGGCAUGCCUCAAAGAAGAAACUCAUAUUACCACUACAACUCGAAUGGUCUACCACAAACCUCAACUGAAAGAUGCUGGUUCUGACCGGAUUGAAGAAACAAUGUCAGUCCGAGACAUAAUGAAAGCUUUUCAGUCUGGAAGAGACCCUUCCAAAGAAUUAGCUGGUUUAUUUGAGCACAAAGCUGGCCAAGAUACCAUUAAAGGAGAUGAAUUGUCCCCAAGGUUCCUUGAAAAGGACAAAAAACCCAAAGUUGAGAGAAUUAUUGAGGUGCACAUAGAAAAGGGCAAUACAAACGACCCGACUGAAGUUAUAAUCAGAGAAACUAAAAAGCAUCCAGAGUUUAUAUGCAAGAGUGACCGAGGUCUCAGGGAGCUUGUUGAGAGGGUUGAUGGGGAUUAUGAGGUUCUUCAAGAUGAAGAGGAACUUACUGCAGAGGAAACACUGCCGUCCUUCCUAGACACGUCCAGAGUUAAUACACCUGUCUCUCAAGAGGAAGAGAGUCGUCCCAGUUCAGCUCAGCUUAUUACUGAUGAAUCAUAUAAAACGUUAAAGCUUCUAAGCCAGCAUUCAAUUGAGUAUCAUGAUGACGAGUUGUCUGAGUUGAGAGGGGAGUCAUACAGGUUUGCUGAGAAAAUGUUGCUCUCAGAAAAAUUAGACAUAUGCCAUUCUGAUACUGAGGAUUCAGUGGCAGACCAGACACAUAGCAUAGCCACUGAAGUACAAGGGGCAGAAGGCGUAUAUGGAGAAAAAGUAACUGGCCCAAGGAAGGAGUCCAAAUUAAGGUCAGCAAGAGAUGCAUCAGAGAAAUCAGGUAAAUAUCCCCCACAAGAAGAGCAAUUUGACAAAGUUACAGUAUUACAUUACACCACAGAACCAGGAAGCCCUAAACAUGCCGUCUGGAUGCGAUUUACCCAAGAUAGGCAAGACAGGAAUAGAGAGAAACUUAUUUAUGAGGACAGAGUUGAUCGGACUAUUAAAGAGGCAGAGGAAAAACUGAGUGAGGUCUCACAGUUUUUUAGAGAUAAAACUGAAAAGCUAAAUGAUGAGCUUCAGUCUCCCGAGAAAAAGAAACCAACAAGACUUUCACGGGAGACACUGUCAGGGCCGAGCUCAAUGUGCAGCAGCCCUGAGAAAAAGCAAAAGAGCACAGCUGAUGAAUGGGAGAAAGGCAGGCAGAAAAUGUUUGGGAGUACAGCUGAAAGGAAAAGUGCGAGCCUCCCAAACAGUCCCGAGAGGCAUAAGCUGUCACAGUUCAGUGAGGAUAAGCCAAAACAGCAUGAAUCUCCUCAGCAGGCAAAGACAGGUAAUACAGGCCCCCCAGUCCCAGUUAAGACAUCUAAAGUGAGUUCUUUUAGGCAGAAGUUUGAAACAGAAGCACAGAAACAGGAUAAGAAUAUACCUAUAGCACAAUCCAAAAAAUCACCAGAAAGUAAGUUACCAGUUUAUCAAUUUUUCACUGGUUCAAAACCGUCAAAGUCAGACUCUGCAGAUGUAGGACAGUCACCUUCUAGAAAACUAACAGAAAUCGAUAAAAGUAAAGUAGACCCUCAGAGUUGUAAAUCUCAAGGUCCUCAAAGAACUACUGUUUCAAAGCAAUCCGGUGAAAAAGCUUUACUUGAAAAAUCGACUACAUCAAAUAAUGUUGCAAAAAAAGCCUCGCUGUUUGAGAAGAUUAAGGAUCAGGGGCUUGAUACAACUCUAGAGAGCUCUACUAAAGUGCAAGACUUGAAAGAUGGAUAUAGUGCAGACAGACAUAGUGCAGUUAAUGAUAUUAAAGAACAACGGUACCUAAAAAGUGACAUUAAAAAUGACUCCUUUAAAACAGAUGCCUUAUCGAAGGAUAAUGUCAGUAGAAACGACAGCCAGAUAAAGACCCUUAAGAAAAAGACAGAAUCCCAUAUUCCCAUGAGAACAACCUCUAGUUCCUUAGACAAUAACCAGUCAAAGAAGAUGAAUCAAGAUACAGUCAGUAAAUCAUCUGAAAGGAGCCCAUCGCACAUACCUACCCUGACAAGACCAAGGGUCCAGGGCCGUUUAGAGUUACAGAAAGAAGAUGCUUCAACAACGAAACCGGAAGAAGUCUCUGUUGAAAGUAAAACAAGUGACACUAGUUCAGUGGAAAAAUUCACAGUUACAACAAGAGAAAGUUUCAAAGGGCUUAAAACUUUACCAGUUUAUGUAAGUGUGCAAAUGGGUAAGCAGUCUGAUAAAGACAUGGGAGGAGGAACAAAUGGAACAAUAAAAAAGGUAUCUGGUUCAGAAAGUCGGACAGUUUAUGCAGUUAAACAGAAACAGCCCACAUCUCCUCAAGGCAGCCCAGAUGAUGACACCUUAGAACAGUUCUCUUUUAUCGAUAGCUCUGGCAAAAGUCCUAUGACCCCAGAGACCCCAAGCUCAGAAGAGGUCAGCUAUGAUCUCACUUCGAGAACUCCUGAUCCAUUUAUUGCAUUUAUGCCAGGUAUUACAAGCCCGAUAGCUGAGGUUUCAGAAGAAUCUGAAGAUAGUGAACAAGGUAAAGAUCAUUCUUUGAAAAAAUCUGGACCAGAAGUUCAGGAAACAAAAGACAAAAGAGUUGCAUAUAUAGAGUUUCCUCCUCCACCACCCUUAGAUUCUGAUUCAUCACAGCCUGAGAAAAAAGGGUCGACUCCUUCCUCAGAAGCUGAGACUGAAAUGAUGGAAGUAAAUCUCCAAGAGGAGCAUGAUAAACAUCUUCUUGCCGAACCCAUAAUAAGAGUCCAACCUCCAUCCCCUGUGCCCCCAGGAGCUAAUGAUAGUGAUUCAAGUGACGAGGAAUCAGUCUUUAAACCCAUUCCAAUAAAGAAAUAUACCUUUAAAAUUGAUGAGAACCAGGACUUGACAGACAGCCAAUCAAAAAAACAAGACAAGAAUGGUAAUGAUAAAGAACCAGGGGAAAAUGGUAAUGGAAAAACAGAAGAUUAUGAUUAUGAACAAAAUGGCAAUGAUCAGUCCAUCACAGACUGUUCAAUAGCAACAACAGCAGAGUUCUCUCAUGAUACAGAUGCCACUGAGAUUGACUCACUGGAUGGAUAUGAACUUCAGGAUGAGGAUGAUGGCUUAAGUGAACCUAUAGCCAAACCUUUUGGAUUUCCCAAUGACAACAGAAAAGACAUUUGGGCAUCAGAUAAUAUGUCUAGACCAAGUGACCGUUGCCAAAGUAAACUUGAAGUAAUUCAAGAAGAAUCACCAGCUGAGGACUGCAAAAAGACCAAAGCUAAGAUUGAUCCUUCAAACAGAACGAAUGGAAAAGACGAAAAGGAUGGAAAACAAUCUGAUCAAGGACUUUCGGACACUUAUUUUAGUUACAAGUUAGAUGAGGAGUUUAAUACUCCUUUUAAAACUGUUGCAACAAAAGGCUUUGAUCCUUGGUCAAGCAAGGGAGGAGAAGAUGAAGUAGUGGAUGCUAGAAUUAAAGACGAUGAACCCAAGCCAUUUGGGUUAGCAGUAGAUGACAAGUCUGCUGCAACAACCCCUGACACAACUCCUGCAAGAACCCCAACUGAUGAAAGCACACCAACUAGCGAGCCUAACCCUUUCCCCUUCCACGAAGGGAAGAUGUUUGAGAUGACCCGCAGUGGUGCGAUUGACAUGAGCAAGAGGGAUUUUGUUGAAGAGAGGCUGCAAUUUUUUCAGAUUGGCCCUCAGACCCCCUGUGAAAGAACAGAUUUGCGAAUGGCUAUUGUAGCAGAUCAUCUCGGCCUGAGUUGGACUGAGAUGGCCAGGGAAAUGGAAUUUUCAGUUGAUGAGAUAAAUCAAAUCCGUGUGGAAAACCCCAACUCAUUGACGGCUCAGAGUUUCAUGCUAUUAAAGAAAUGGGUUAACAGAGAUGGUAAAAACGCUACAACGGAUGCCUUAGCUGCGGUCCUGACUAAGAUCAAUCGGUUGGAUAUUGUGACAUUGCUGGAAGGGCCGAUAUUUGACUAUGGUAACAUUUCAGGCACAAGAUGUUUUGCAGAUGAUAGCGCAGUUUCCCAGGAGCAGGCUGAUGGUUACCACAACAUUGAGCUGGAGCUCAAGAGUCCCACAGAGCUGAACUAUGAACCCCCUACCCCUCUACGUCAUGAUGAUUUCUUUAGUGAAGACAGUAUGCUUAAGUUCUCCUCUAGUGCCCCUGUUAGACCCAGUGAACUGUCCUUGCCAACCUCUAGUGGCCCAGUGUCUACAGAUACUAAGCCGCCUACCGUCACGGCGGAAGACACAACUAUUGGAGGCCGGGAAUCCGUUGCCCAGGAAGAUGGGUCCGCUGAAGAUGACCUUGGUGUCAACCAGGAAUUGAUAUCUCCCUCAAAACAGCAUGACAGUGAGGAAACCUCCAAAGAAUCAGAUGUCUUCCCAAGCAGCCCGGUAAAAGAAAAGGAUGCCCAGCCUAUGCUUCCCAUUUGCGCCUCUGCCAGUGAAGCUGUUAAAGAGUGUGGCAAGUCUGGGUUUGACGAAGAAGACGAAGAGAUGACUCAAGAUAAAAUAAAGUCUCUCUUGGAGACUAUUAAGUUGGAGGAAGGCUCAGAGGAUGAGGAGAUGACUGAGGAGAGGCUGCAAGCGAUCCUCUCUCAAGUACAGCAGGCAGAAAAAGACAUGUCUUCAAUUUCAGGUUUGCAGAGUGAGACGUCUGGUGCAAAUGGAAAGACAACAACCGGCCAAGGACUGGGUACUGAGAAACAAGGGCAAAGAGAGACCAGCCAAGAGCUGAAGUCCUCAAUGCCUGGAGUGCAAGCUGAGAGGCAAAAUGGAGAACAUCCAGAGGUGUUGUCGCCAGACGCCAGUGAGUCUUCCAGCAAACCAAAGGGCAAAGCAAGGAAAGAUUCUGAGCGAGAGGAAGCAAGCAGGGAGGUUCUGGAGGACAGAGGACCAAACAACAGGGAGGAGGGCAUCUCCGAGCCUAAAGUCCAGCAGGAAGCUCUUAGAGAGAAUGAUUCCAGCACUGAUGAGGAAGAGACUGUCACUACCAGGGUGUAUCGGCGGAGAGUGAUUCUGAAGGGUGAUCAGGCCAAAAACAUCCCUGGUGAGACUGUCACAGAAGAGCAGUACACUGACGAAGAUGGAAACUUAGUCACCAGAAAAGUCAUCCGGAAAGUGGUGCGUCGUUCAGCUGGUGUGGAGGAGAAAGGCAAGCGGAAACGUGGGAAACGUUCCCGGCAGGCCAGUAGGGCCGAGCUAGAGGAAGAGAGUGGCCCGGGGCCCCACAGAGAGCACACUGAGGCUGGAGAAGGAGGGAAGGGCAAAAAGAAGGAGGGAAGACAAAAGGAGAAAAAGGGUCAAUCAUAACAGUUGUGCUCUUUUUGAUUUAAAAGUGCUACAAAACCAUUUUCCUUUCGAGGAAGAUCACUGGAAACGUGCAGGAGGUCGGGGGAUGAGGAUUGUGUGUCAGCAGCUUUCAUAAAAACAAAUGGUUUCGGGUCUGACGGUUUUUGAUUUCGCAUGAGCAUGAAAAAAAAACUUGUUUCUGUCAAUAACACGGAAUGGCUAACGGUCAAGAGGGGACAUUGUUGGUGCAGCGUUGUACAAUACGAGCGCCCAAGCACUUCCUUUGACCAAAGAGGCCACUUAAACAUAUUGCUGAUUGACAGGAAUGGAUGGACUCGUUUGAAUCACCUUCUACACUCGCCUUACUAUUUUUUUUUCCCUCUUGAUCCAAUAAUGUUGGGGUUGUAUAAUGCUGUUGGAGCUUACGAUGUACAUAAAUGACACUGUAUAAAUUUGAAAGUGGCUCACGACAUUGUUAAUGCACUGGCAAGUGUGUAGGAAUGAACUACCAAUUCUGAUUCCAAUUUUAAGGGAACGCUUCACAUGCACUUGUAUAAUUAUUAGCGGGAAAAAAACAAAUGUUUGUAAAUGAAAAAACAAAAAAAGCUUGAUUUUAACAACUGAUAAUUCUUUUAAACCUACUGCGGUCUCUUAGUGGUACGAACAUUGGAGCAGCUGUAGUUUUCUUCAGAGUACUAAUAUUUUCAUGCAUGUGAUUCACUUUAUUUUUGAGUUUUGUUUGUUUUCUAACACACAAGAGAAGGGGAAGUGAUGUUCUGUAUGUGUACGCUUUACAGCCUUGCAAAUGCACACUAUUUUUUAUUUGAUUUAUUUUUAGAAAGACGACAGAAUCACACAUCAGCUUCACUAAAAUACACUGUGUCCCAUCACAUGACGGCGGCGGUUUCCCUAUGCAGUCUGAAAUGCUCACCGAAAUCAAACGGCGUGAUGCACUUUUACCUGUUCUCAUGUGUACCGGCUCUAAGAUGUAGAAGUCUUUCUGUCAGCCUGUCGUUUGUAAUCAUUCUAGCAGUGUAUUACUACUUUUUUCCAGGCUGCUGUGGUUUUGGGGGAAAUUUUACUUUGGUUUUUGGUGCAUUUUUGAGAAAUCACUCAAGCAUUCAUGGAUGACAGAUCUGGUAACGAACAUUAUGUAUGAGAAAAACAACAUACACUGGAUGAUCAAAUUAAUUAUUUAAGCUUAUAAUAAAUUGUGUUCAAACCCUC